Molecule: messenger RNA, 478 nt
Organism: Staurois parvus
Lineage: Eukaryota; Metazoa; Chordata; Amphibia; Anura; Ranidae
Source: the annotation of a GenBank genome assembly
UUAGCAGUUUAUAUUUACUAAAAUAAUUGCAUUUCCAUGUUGUGUGUACUGUGGGAGACCAGAUAUAGUGAAUGCAGGGUCCAGGGAGACCAGAUAUAGUGAAUGCGGGAUUCAGGCAGACCAGAUCUAGGGAAUGCGGGGUCCUGGGAGACCAGAUAUAGUGAAUGCAGGGUCUGGGGAGACCAGAUAUAGUGAAUGCAGGGUCUGGGGAGACCAGAUAUAGUGAAUGCAGGGUUCGGGGAGACCAGAUAUAGUGAAUGCGGGGUCCAGGGAGACCAGAUAUAGUAAAUGCAGGGUCCGGGGAGACCAGAUAUAGUGAAUGCGGGGGUCCGGGGAGACCAGAUAUAGUGAAUGCAGGGUCCGGGGAGACCAGAUAUAGUGAAUGCAGGGGUCCGGGGAGACCAGAUCUAGUGAAUGCAGGGUCCGGGGAGACCAGAUAUAGUGAAUGCAGGGUCCAGGGAGACCAGAUAUAGUGAAU